Molecule: messenger RNA, 1461 nt
Organism: Ostreococcus tauri
Lineage: Eukaryota; Viridiplantae; Chlorophyta; Mamiellophyceae; Mamiellales; Bathycoccaceae
Product: Zinc finger, CCCH-type
Exons: 2
Coding region: 1-1461 (486 amino acids)
Molecular function (GO): metal ion binding; RNA binding
Source: RefSeq, a predicted model, not a curated record
AUGAACGACGCCGCGGAGGAUGAGUACGUGCGUCAGCGCUCGCCCGAACCCGAACCCGGCCCGAGCGCGAUGCACGUCGAAGACGACGCGAAGCAAAGCGCCGAAGCGACGACCGAGCGAGCAGAGAAACCCGUUCGACCGACCGAGACGCUCGUGAUCUCUCAAGACGACGCGCGAUUCCUUAUCGGGGCGCAAGGGAAGACGAAGAAAAAGCUCAUGAAAGUGUCGGGGGCGUCGAUCGAGAUCAGCGCGAUCGAGGGCGACGCGGAGGGGAAACAAAGGUUGGAGAUCGCAGCGGAGGAUGAAGCGAAACUGAAGUUCGCGCGGGAGUGCUGCGAGUGGGUCUUGCAGCAGCGGGUGGGGAAGAUCGUGGUGGACACGAGCGUGGAGAGGGAUUAUCUGAGCGCGAUUGAUGUGGAUCCGGAGUGCGUGGCGUACGUCACGGGAGCGCAAGGUAGCGGGUUGCGACGGAUCGAGGCGGAUUACGGAACGCUCAUGUUUUUCGCCACACGCUCGACACAUCCCGAGGACGAGGGUGAGAAAUUGAUUAUCGUCGGGUCGAGAAAGGGUAGAAGAGGUUCGGAGUUGAGCGUUAUGGCGGCGUGCGAGAGAAAGAAACCAGGGACGCACGUGAACGAAGAGACGAAGCUUAGGAAUCGUUUCGAGCAGCCGGGCGACGGACUGGGCGACGGUUGGGGUUUCGACGUUUUUCCUUUCGCGAACCAGGAUGAAUUAAGCUUUGCUAUUGGGCGCGGAGGAUCAACGCGUAAAAGGAUCGCAGCGGCUUCAGGAGCUGCGUUUGAGUACGUAGGUAUGCUAGGUGUCAUGGCUGGCGAUCGCGAUGAGCGUGCGAGGUGCUGGGACUACAUUAGAUGGGUUAUGAAGUCAGCCAAGGGAAACACCCCAGCGGACGUUGAGUACAAGGAUCGACAAGACGUCUCUGUUUUCCCAGUCAAGAGUGGAAAGGGCGGGGUCAAUCGCCUCAUUGGACGUGACGGCAAUAUGCUGAGAGACAUCGAGAACAUGAGUGGGACAGUUUGCAUGAAUAUUCCCGACCCCGAGAAUGAGGAAGGAGAGCUCAUGCUCAUCUUAAGCCACGACAAAAGAAAUCGAGACCGCGCACUCGACGCGAUGCAACAAGUUUUGGUGCACGGCCGCUUUGGACCUGGGCAGAGUGGUAGACGCGACGAUAGACGCGGCAACGAUCGACCGCGUGGUGGGAUUAACGCUCGCUUAGGCGGUAAGGAGCGGUGCUACGAUUUCACACAGGGGCGGUGCAGAUAUGGUGAUUCAUGUAGGUUCGCCCACAUCGUACCUGAUUACUCUAAUGACUACGGAGGAAACAACGGACGUGGCGGACCAAGUAGAGGCGCAAACGAUCGUCCGUCGCAUCCGAUGGACGGACCUUACGGCCGUCCGCAGGGCGGCAACUGGGGUGCUGGCUCGCGCAGAGGGAGAUAG